Colletotrichum siamense is the source of this 1377-nucleotide messenger RNA. It is a transcript of the gene matMc, whose product is annotated as Mating-type M-specific polypeptide Mc. The record is from RefSeq and is a predicted model, not a curated record. Gene Ontology annotation, cellular component: nucleus. Bases 1 to 1377 code for a protein of 458 amino acids. The transcript is spliced from 3 exons. Lineage: Eukaryota; Fungi; Ascomycota; Sordariomycetes; Glomerellales; Glomerellaceae. Gene Ontology annotation, biological process: regulation of transcription by RNA polymerase II. Gene Ontology annotation, molecular function: RNA polymerase II cis-regulatory region sequence-specific DNA binding; DNA-binding transcription factor activity, RNA polymerase II-specific.
AUGCCAUACGAUCAUACCUCUCCGUACUCCCACCGCGGACACGAGAGCCAGAUGCACUCGUACAACCACACGGGCUAUGAUACCAGUGGUGGCUCACUCUAUGGACCGCUCUCCGGAGACCUAAACCAUCAGCCCUACAGUACCCCUGACACAUCACCGCCGACGCCCUCCCGUGCGUCUGAUGUGCUAACAACCCGAAGCGGACUCAACAUUCACAAAGGGCCUUCUAUCAGCAAGUCUCUGGCAACCCGCACUGGCCGCGUUGAGAAAUCAACCCCUAGGAAGAAAAAGGAGCGUGCCAAAUCGUCCAAGAAGGUUGACGGGCUCCAAAAGCCACUGAGCGAGCUGGCGAGAGAGCAGCCUCAAGUGCCCGUGGCUGACAUCGAGGCCUACGUCCAGCGAUCGGCGGAGACACGAUUGAAAGAGGUAGAAGAGAGCAAGACGCCCGGUAGGAUCAAACGGCCCAUGAACGCAUUCAUGCUGUAUCGCAAGGCGUACCAGAACUUGGCCAAGAGUCUCUGCACGCAAAAUAACCACCAAGUCGUAUCUCAGGUCUGCGGCAGCGGCUGGCCCUUGGAGCCUGAACACGUCCGCGAUCAAUUCAACGAGUGGGCUAAGAUGGAGCGAGCUAAUCAUCAGAAAGCCCAUCCGGGCUACAAGUUCACACCGUCAAAACCGAGGCCCAAGGCAAGGGACGGAGAGGGAGAUUCCGAGGAGGGUGAUUUGGAAGAUCUCGAAUGGGGUGCCAGCCGAGCAAGCUCGAGAAGCAGACAGAUCAAGAAGCCGGGAAACGGUCGCAACGAUGCGCCGGCAUCAAUCUUUCACAACUAUCCCCCGCUUUCAGGCAGCCCGAUGGGUCUUGGAGUGCAGACUCAGUCCAUGUAUCACUACAGCAACCCCGGCAAGCCUCUGCCAGCACCGUACAGCCAGACGGGCCUUGGUGGGCAGUACUACCAGCAGAGCGUUCAUCAACGACAAGACGCCACCGGUUUUGUCGAGGACGUUCUUAUCAGAAAGACGCCAUCUCCGGCAAUGGGCUACUCCGCCCCACCCAUGGAUGGCCGCUUCGACGGUAUGAGCCAGUACGGACCCAUGUCCCACCACGACGGCCUUGAGCCCAUGAUCGAUCCGGGUUUGAUGGGCCAUGGAGGUCAUCCAUAUGGUGAUCCGUAUGGGGAUCCCAUGCUGGAGCCUAGAUGGACGAAUCCGCUUGGCUUCGGCGACGGCAGACAGGACCUGCUCGACGGUCUGUCAGGCUAUGAUGAGAAUCUCAUGCAUGAUCCGCAGCUUCAGAUCCUGCGGGGGCAAGAGAGCAGCUGGAGGGUGGAGGAGCUUGAAGGAAGCCACUUCAACAACUGGAUAGACCAGCCAGAGUGA